AUGGUUGAAGCAAGGUGCUGCUUCAAACUCCUCUAUGCAAUUCUGGUGGUGGUUUUACUACACAUGAGCAGUCCUUGCAUUGGAUGUAGCGAGAGGGACAGGCAAGCACUCCUUGCACUCAAACAAGGCCUCGUGGGUGACGACGGCGAUCGCCUCCUUUCAUGGGGAAGAGAAGCCCAAAACAAAAAUUGUUGCCAAUGGGAAGGAGUCUACUGUAGCAGCAACCAAACUGGCCAUGUUGUUAAACUUGAUCUUGGAGACCAAUCUUUGCAAGGUAAGAUUAGUCCUAAACUCGUUCACUUGCAGCAUUUGGAGUAUUUGAACCUUAGUUUCAAUAAUUUCGGUUGGAGCAAAAUUCCAGAUUUCAUUGGAUCUCUGAGCAAUUUAAUAUACCUCAAUCUUUCUCGUGCAAAUUUUGGAGGUCAAAUUCCAAACCAACUUGGAAACCUUACACACUUGCAAUAUCUCGAUCUCAGCUUUAAUGGAUAUCAGGAGAACUCUUUUCAUGCAAAAAACCUCAAUUGGCUCCCUAAUCUUUCAGGUCUGAAACACUUGGACCUAAGUUACACUAAUCUCAGUGACAUUGUUGGUUGGCUGGAAGCAGUUAAUAUGCUUCCUAAACUAACAAACUUGAUAUUAUGGCGCUGUAAACUUCCUCCUCCAAUUAUAUCCUCUGUUUCUCUCAUGAAUUCUUCUAACUCUCUUGUUCAUGUCGAUCUCGGCCUCAACAAUCUCAACUCUUCAAUCUUCCAAUGGUUGUCCGGUACUCAUACCAACCUUGUUUAUCUUGAUCUCUCGUAUAACAAUUUCAAUGGUUCCUCAAUUCCUGCAUCUUUUGGAAACAUGAGCUCUCUUGCACAUCUUAGUCUCUAUGAUAGCCAACUUGAAGGAGGGAUCCCGAAUUCCUUUGCCAAGUUAUGUAGGCUGCGAGAGUUGGACCUUGGGGUUAAUAGUCUUAGUGGACAACUUUCAGACUUUGUUGAAACGUUGUCCAAAUGCGCUCAAAAGACAUUGGAGAGUUUGGAUAUCUCUUUCAAUAACAUUUCGGGUUCAUUGCCUGAUCUUACGAACUUCUUAUCAUUGAAACACUUGCUUCUCCAGGACAAUAACUUAAGUGGAAGAAUACCUAAAAGUAUUGGACAGAUGUCCAAGCUGGAGACUAUUGAAAGGAAAUUCAAGUCGAAUUAUCCAACAUUCAUAUACGGUUCAGCUAGAAUAAGUUAUACUUUGGAUUAUGAGGAGGAAGCAUCUCUAACAUGGAAAGGGGUACGUUCUAAAUACAAAAGUACUCUGGGACUUGUAAAGAGUAUUGAUCUCUCAAGCAAUAAGUUGACUGGGGAGAUUCCUAGUGAAAUCACUAAUCUUGUUGGUUUGGUUUCUUUAAACCUAUCAAGAAACCAAUUAACAGGUCAAAUACCUCCAAGGAUUGGAAUGCUACAGGAGUUAGAUUCCCUUGAUUUAUCAAGAAACCAGAUUAAUGGCAGAAUUCCAAACAGUCUAUCUCGGAUAGAUCGUAUUAGUUACUUGGACUUGUCAGAAAACAACUUGUCUGGAAAAAUUCCAAUAGGCACCCAGCUCCAAAGCUUUGGUCCAUCUUCUUAUGGUGGAAAUCCUCUACUUUGUGGAUUGCCACUCCUAAGGACAUGCGCAGAGGAGGAAAAAGGUCCAGGACAAACUGUGUUGGUGAAUCAAGACAAUAAAGAUGGGCUCAUAUCGCAAGGAUUUUAUAUCAGCUUGGGGCUUGGGUUUGCUGUUGGAUUUUGGGGAGUUUUUGGCACUCUUCUAUUCAACAGGUCAUACAGAUAUACAUACUUCAAUUUCUGGACUUGUUUCACAGAUUGGUUGUACGUGAAGGCAGAAAUCAUCAGGCAAAGGAUGCCUAAUACUAGAUAA
Messenger RNA from Prunus avium (sweet cherry), 1893 nucleotides. NCBI's taxonomy places the organism in Eukaryota, Viridiplantae, Streptophyta, Magnoliopsida, Rosales, Rosaceae. The record is from RefSeq and is a predicted model, not a curated record.